UUAAGCCGGGCUAAAAUUGCGGGCGUCGUGCCAGCCCAUCCAGCCAUCUGUAGCCGCAACUGGCAACCCACAACACGCGAAGCCGUGAACCGAAGUUGCUUCGAGUUUUGGCGCGCGCCGACCCAAACAACGGCGCUCCGCGCGGCGGAGGCGAUGGACCGACUCCAGCGCAGGAACCCUAGCAGCCGGACCCAUGCCACUUCGCUGAAGCACCCACGGCCUCCGCGAGUGCCGACCUUCCAGCCCCAGCCGGCGUCGAGGUCCCUACAGGAGCCGGAGCCCUCCUCCCCAGAUGGAAGGCAAAGGAAAAGGGUUCGAUUUGCAAAUGAAGCUGGUAGUCAUUGUAUCAGCGGGAAACAAGUCGUGAACAUACACGAAGAUGCGAAAAACAAACCUCAUGUAUGUGAUGCUAAAACUGCAGAAUAUAAGUUCUUUAAGAAAUUGUGUGAACAGCCAGGCCAUAGCUCUCUUUCAUACAAACAUUCUCAUCAAAGCCUUGAAUCAAAUGUGUACAGGCAAAAACAAGGAUCGCGCAAUGUAACUGCCCCAAAAAAGUUACAUGUCCAUGAUAAUACUGUGUACUGUGAUGAACCCCUUGCUACACCAGCUAAGAAUGAGGAAAUUCCUGGCGAGAAAAUUAGCGUGCAAUCCUCCCAUUCUGAAUAUGACGAUAAAGAUACACCUCAAGUCGGUCCACAUGAUCGCUUGCUGGGUAUUCAUGUUCUCACACCUAUAUCUCAUACAUCAUUUGAUGUUACCGGGAUUUCAGUAAAUGUUGACAGAGAGCCUAUCAGUGGACAUAUCUUUUCAGGAAAGAGAAGCAAAUUAUUGAAGAUAGCAGCCAAAACCAUGUCCAUGGGAAGUGCUGAGUUGUUUCAAAGAAGGUCGGAAUUUAUAGUUGGCAUCCUGCAGAGACUAGGCACCAACAACAUCAUGAGAAAGCAAGAAGGGUCCAUGAGUCACAGAAAAAUGGACUGCAGACAUGCUCUUGCUAUUCCCGAAGGCCAUUUUGAUAACUUGAUAGACUACAAGCGAAGCAACUUUAAUCCAUUAGCUAAGCUGAGGAAUGGUAAAAUUCCAUCCUCUUAUGCAAGUGAUGAAGCAUGUGAGUUCAUGGCUUUACCAUCAGGAUACAAUCAGGGCCCUGGAAGUAUUGUUGAUCAGAAAAAUGACUUAUCUCAUGGGGGUAGUGGAGCAAGUGAGUGCAUGGCAUUGCCAUGGGCGUGUGUUAAUGAUACUCUGAGUUCUGAUCGGAAGGGAGACAUUGUUCACAACCAGGUUUCAAACUUGUUACUAGAAGAUGUCGAUCGAUACGUCCAUGGAAGACAUGCUUCUGCUAAUGAAUUGAGUUUGAAUGGUCAAACAGAUUCAUAUGGUCAACACAGAUGGGACCCUAUGUUGUCAGUAACGUUCUUGAAGUCAUUUCAUGACAGACUGUACUUCCCCUGUCAGAAUGAGGAGCGGCAUGCAGUACCAUAUGGGAUUUCAAAUACCUCUGAGCAACCUGAACUAUGCAGCUCCAUAGAACUGUGUACUUGUAGUUCAAUAGGACUGGAGAUAGAAGACCCAAAAGAGGCGGGAUUGUGUGGUAAUUCUGAUGCUGGGUUUCCAUCGUGGCUUGCUCAAUUAGUUGGGAAACCAACUAUUUCAAGCAUUUUUGACAGUGGGAAUGAAAUUCUGGAUCACAAUGACUUCAGAUGCAUCUCCAACUUCCACAGCAACAUGUUCAGUUCAAACUCAAGUUGUUUGAAUUCCAUGUCGACUCCAGAGCAGUCGUACAAGGUUGGCGCAAAGGGCCUGCUUGAUUCUUCAUUUGGUCUCUCUUGUUUGGCUGGACUGGAGGAGUACUCCACGGACGCAGAACUGCCAGAUGAUUCUGAUAGAUUUCUUCAGGUGUUGGACCAGUUACCUGUGAAAUUCAUCUCUUCAGGGUUUUCAAACAACGAUUCCAGAAUCUGGGACCAUCGGUCUUCAAAUGCAGAACCUCCUUUUAACCAAGAUUGGGGCACUACACAACCGUGGUCAUCAGUGCAUCAACUCCAACCUCAUUCUGAUUCAGGAACCGUGCUUGGUUUCAUGCCAAAUGGAAGUGCUUACAGUGAUUUGGUGGAACGCCAUCACAGCCUCAUGCUAGUCCAAGGAAACCUGAGCACUGACGUUCUUGGUGCUACUGAUUUAUCGUUCUUUGGAUCUUGCUCAAGUUUGGAUAACAUCACGGAGGCUCCUACGUUAUCUUCUGAUGGCAUAACGUGGUAGCUGUGUUGGUCCACUCUGAAAUUUUCAUCCAGAUCAGUUCGCUACACAACCAACCGUUCGCUGUAUGAAAUUUUGAAUUCGAAGUUGCACCACGUAUAGGUGAAGUUAUUAGCUUUAAUAUAAGUUGGGAAGCAAUGUCCAGAAAAUUGUGUAAUGUUAGCAACCAUUACUAGACUUUAGCAUGAAGAGAUACCAUCUGGUCCAAAAUUUUGACCUGAAUUUUGGUACCUAAUUACUGAAGAACAGUAGCUCUAAUCGACACCACUUGGGCGCGUUGGUAAGUU
This is a messenger RNA of Zea mays, 2540 nucleotides long. RefSeq lists its product as uncharacterized. Bases 154 to 2256 code for a protein of 700 amino acids. Lineage: Eukaryota; Viridiplantae; Streptophyta; Magnoliopsida; Poales; Poaceae. The record is from RefSeq and is a predicted model, not a curated record. The transcript has 8 exons.